AUGGAGAAUAAUUCAGUUUGUAUACUAAAAGAACCAGUAAAUCAUCGUAAUAAAAAAAAAAAACCAUUUUUAACGGAACUUGGAAAAGGAACUGGUAGGAUUUUAGACUUACAGAGCAAAUAAGUGAUUGUUUUUUUCUAACGUAACCAUAGGUGACCGAAAAAUCAACAAAAAUAUAACCAAUGUAUCUUCAUUGAUUGCUAUCGGUUUUUUUUAGCUGUGUAGAAAAUCUGUUGAAAAUACAGGAAAAUAGUUAAAGUUUUUCAUAUUACGACGUAAUUCAUUUUGGGCAUUUUUACUAGUUGAAAAUUUGAGAUUCUGAGUGAAGCGAAGAAGCUUAUAGUUUUACAAAGAUUUUAUUUUUUUUUAUCUAUGCUCAACUUUCUAUCAGUAGCCUCUUUCAGAUUUCUACGUAUAGCACCUUUUCUGAAAGGAAAUCAGCGUGGGAAAGUACUCUGGCGAGAUCAUUUUUCGAUUUUUUUAAGAGUUUUUUCAUAAAAUUUGAAAAACAGAAAAAAUAUAAACGGAAAAAUAUAUAUAUAAGAAAUAUAGGUAUUACUUAAAAUAUUACGGCCUUCUUUUAUUCUGUGCACAACUUUUCUACCAACAAUUUUGCAACUUUUAACGAUAGCAAUGUUUCUGAAAGGAAAUUUCACUAGGCACUUUGGAGAAGUCGUUUUUCGAUUUUCUCAAGAGUUUUCCCAGCAAACGUGAAAAACCGGGAUAAAAAUGGGAAAACCGAGAAAAACAUAGGAAAACUGGGAAAAUCGGUACAACAUUAAAUAAAUAUUAUUAGAGAAAAUAUAUAUAGUCUAUUGAAUUAUUUUAACAUAAAAUUACUUGUAUAUUGUUGACAAAGUAUCACUAUCAGUUGAACUCCGAUUAGAAUCGUUUUUUUUGUAAGCAAUAGUUUAUUAGUGUACAUUGAAUUUUUUAUAACGGUGGCUGCACCCGUCCCCAUUAUCUUAGGACGUCUUUUUUUUUCAUUUAUUUUUAUUAAAUAAAUUAUUUGUUCCGGGAAUUGAAACACGACAAACAAUAUUUGUAUUCAAAGCAUCAUUUAGACCGGUGUUUACAAGAAAGACGGAUGAAUUGUACUUCUUGCAAACGAAUGUAAGCCGACUAUCCUAACAUGCAUAAUAUGAUUAAAUUCAGGAUUGGGAGCGUAUUGACUUAAACAUUUUCGUACGCCAAUGUUCGACCCCAGAGAGAUAAUUUCUAAGGAUCUCCAAAAAUUAUAAGUUGAAAAAAUGUAGUUUCAAAAGUCAAUUCUAAUACAAUAUUUUUUUUUUUAAAAGAACAUAAAACACACACACCAUAGUAACAAUGCAUUCCUUCAUCUGUUUAAAAUCUAAAUAUUGUGGGUUUAAACUGAAACAGUUUUCUUAAAUUGAUUAAAAUAAAGAGCGUUAAAACUGAAAGAGUACAUAAUAUUAUACCCAAAUGUAAUCUUAAAACAAAAAUGAAAUGUAUUAAUAUUUUGUCUACAACUUUCUCAGCUAUAUUCUAAUGUUUUAAUACAAAAAUAAUAAGUUUUUCUCUUAUUUGUUUUAUAAAAGUUGGUGUAUUUAUUUAAAAACGUCUAAUAACUGUACGUUUCUUUGCUUUAUUUCACCUCAGCGAGAUUUCAUUGAUCAAUUUGAAAAUCAAAAGUAUGCACUUAUUUAAGACAGAGUAUAAUACAGAGUAGGGGUAUAAAUUUAAAAAUGGUUUUAAAAUAAAGAUUAAACGAUUUCAUAAUGAUUAGAAAAACCGAAAUCAAAUUCACUUAAAAUUCUCUUUAAGGUAAUUGCUGGAUCAUGAUAAACAAAUGACCUUGUAGUUUUGAAAUAGGUACAUAAAGCAAAGUGCUGUCAUAAUUUUAUUCGAGUUAAUAGUGUUUUCUUAUGAAAAAAUUCCCAUUAUGACUGUAUAUUGACAAUUUGUAAUAUCUGAUACAUUUGCCAAUGAUUCUAGUUUGAGUGCGGCUGGUGAGCAAAAUGUAUUGUUCUAUUUUUGACUCUUUUUUUUUUUUUUUAUUAUUAUUCCGUUUCCCAAUUUACUUCUUUAAACUUACCUAGAGACCAAUUGUCGCGUUACACAAAAGCUACUGACGUACGCACCAAGCGUUUAAUAGGUUGUUGUUUAUUAUUAUUGUUAAUUUCGAAGUUAUGUGUGAAAGCUGGUAAGGCAAUUUAUUUCUUCCUGAUGCAUCCAUUACCCUGACGAAAUUAGUCGAGCAUUGUCGUCAAACGUCAGACCGUCAUAAUUUAUAUUAUUAUGUACAAUUAUUAAUAUUAAAACCAUAGUACGAACAUACACUAUACUAAUUGGAGUUUUUUUUUUUUCUAAUAAUUUAAGGAGAAGAACAGAAAGAAGUUAUUAUACUACGAAAUUAAAGAACCUGAAUGUUAUGAAAAUUUAAAAACUGCAUAUGAAUUAAAAUGUACAAACUCAUAAAAAUGUAUAAUCCAGAAUAUUUUUUGAAGAUUUAACAGUCUGAAACCGACGUUAAAAUUGCGAUAGGUGCAUUGAAAUUUUAAAUAACCACGGCGUUAUAAAUUAUUUGGGUAAUUGAUUCUUGAGAGACGAGGACGUUUUAUGACAUUUAACAAAAAUCCUCAGAUCUUUCACUGUACGAUAAAAUUGUUUUAUGAUAUCCUCUGUUUUAAAGGUAUUAUUAUUAUUAUUAUUAUUUAGCACUUUUUCGCUUACAUUAUUGUUAAUAAUAUCUUUGAUUAUAAUUAAUUGUAUGUGAAUCGCACUCACCUGGAAUUUAAGAACUUUAGAAGUUAACCGUCGCAACACUCUUGGUGUUCAUUUACAAUCUAGGAAACUGGGUGCACUAUGACACAAAGUUUCAUUGAAGUCCUAAUUAUUUUUAUUUGUAUUUUGAUUCAAAUAUAAACUUGAACACUACAAUUUAAGUUUUAAAGAUAAGACAAAAGCGCUACAGAUAGACAAGUUUGACUUUUAUUUUUACAUGAGAUACUCGAGUGUUAUAAAGAAUGUUUGACAUAAUUAUAAUAUAAAAACAAUAAAUAUAAUAUUAAAAUACAUAAAACAUUAAUAUUAUUUCUCUUGAGUAGAUAACAAUAAGAUUUUUGAAAAUUAAAUUUAAAAGCGUUUAUGUAAGUGACCUAUUUAUUAUAGGUAGAUAGGCAUACACCUAUUUAUAAUUUAAUUAACUGCCGUUUAUCCCCAAACUAAAACCCCGAUCGUCUAAAUUUUUUUACCAAACAAAUUUUACUUUUUACAUUUUACGAAAUAUCGUUCAAAACUAAAUUUAUUUAACCUUCUUCAUCUUUGCAUUUAUCCCAAGCUGUGUAUAUAUUGUUAUAAUACGCACGUGUAUAACGUUAAUACAUGUGGACAAAAAAUUAUGAAAAAGUACAUAAUAUGAAAGCUUGCCGCCAUCCUAUAUUUAGAUACGUUUAGAUGACACUAAAUUCGUUUUAUUUACGACUUUAAUCCCCGGGACAUUAUCUGUUGACCGUGAGGACGCGGACACCCGAAGAGAAUAGUGUAAUAUUUUAGGCCACGGAGAUGGGAUUUUAAUACUGGAAUAAUUUAAUUUAAAGGCCUGCAGAGUCCCGGGUGUUGGAAUUGUGUUGGCAUUUACUCGUAUAAUACAUUUUACCCGACUUAUUCGGUAUAGCUAUAAAAUAUAGUACGUAUAGUACCAUGUUAUAGCCGUUACUGUGUGCAUUUUAUGUUUUGCAGUGCUAUCUGUAGCAGUAUACCGAAACCGUCGCGCGUCAUCGUAUUAAAUAUUAUUAUAAAUAUAAACUGCAGUAUAUACAUUAUACAUCCAACUAUAUAAUAUUUCAAAAUAAUUUUUGAGUAAAAUGUCUAGUUGUUUUAGAGUCAUCGCAGUUUAUCGAAACUUUAUUACGAGUGUAAUAUAAUUGUUGGUAACUUAUAAAAAAAAAAUCUCUAGUUCACCAAACUAGAAAUAUUAUAUAUGUUUAGAAUACAAAAUAAAAAUGUGUUUACUAAUAAAUGACGUCAUAAUGUUUGUUAACAGACAUCUUUAAUAAAUAUGAUUUCCGGAACAAACAAAUAAAAUACAAUUAUAUGUGUAAAUGUUUAUUUUGUUUCCAAAAACCUCAUUUGAAUGACUGGUAUUUUAACAAUUCUCAAAUUUUAGUUUGUAAAAGUACUUACAUUUCAAUAACAUAACUGGGUACGAGGGCUUAAAAAAAAUAUGUAUGUUUUUAAUGAGACUGUACAACUUUUUGGAUCAAACGACCUAGAUAUUAUCAUUGAUAAUGACUGCUAUCAAAUAUUUCGUAGAAACGUCCCACGCGUAUUGUGAUCACAGAUAUGAUGUAGAAAAAAAAAUAAAAGAACAAAUAUACAUAAAUUCAACACUUAACCAAGUCAUGUAUAGAAUAAACAAGCUGAAUAUUUAUUAUUAAAUUAAAAACAACGAAUUGCCAUGGUAAAACUUUUUCAUUAAAUUAAACUUCCACUUUAUAAUAUAUAGGUAUAUAUUAUAUAUUAUAUACAUAUACAUAAAAGUUCACCUGUUGAUACUAUAGAUGAUUUAAUGAAUUUAAUAUUAUGUUGCUAAUUUGGCAACUAAAUUUAGUUUGUAAUUAUUAUUAUAUACACGCGCUGUUUCAUUGUAUAGUAUUAUGGUUCGAAUAAUUAAAAUAGAUUGUGAAAUAUUGCGGACCCCGGAAACAUAACAAUUUUAAAAUACCCACACGAGAAAUUGUCGAACGAUAUAAGGGAGUAUUUUAUAUAAUAUAUAAAACAGACAUGAAUCAUAUCGGGUCCCGAAAACAUUAGUCUGAGUAUAUGGGUCAAAAUUAAAAUCAUUCGAAAGUCUCUCACUAUAAUAUGUUAAUUAUUCGGCUUUUUGCGAUUAUCGAGUCAGCUGAAUAAGCAUUUCAAACCUCUUUAAAAUACUGUAAGUACACACAGUUCUUCCGUAUUUAAUUUUCUGUUCAGUAUAUCUGACUAAUUUAACAAAAAAUGUUUUCCGAACGGCAAAUACAUAGAUUUAAAUCUGUUAUCUCGGCUCAAAACGCAAAAUUUAUGAUUAUCAACCAUGGCAUCACCAACAAAUAAAAUAACCCACCCUUAGACAACGGCAGUUUAACUCAUCACAAUAAUACAAAAAAAUAUAUAUAUAUUCCCAUGCGCCAAAAUCACUAUUUAAAACUGUUUUUGUUGUGAUGUAAUAAAUUGAUUAUGUACCUAUACUUCAUAAUAUAAAAUAAUAAAAAUAAUCCCGAUAAAAUAGUAUGAUUGUAUCACAUAGCACGAGUUUUAAUAUCAAUAAAUGUCAAAACUUGAAAAAUUCCUAUUUUAUUUUAUGUAAUAUUGUUACUUCAGUACCUGUGUUUUAAUAUUUAUAAUCAUGACUCAAAGUGUAUUGAUAUAGAUACUUUUAUGACUUACCUAAAUUAUAGCAAAAUAGAGAAUGUAAUAGUUUAUGAAAUUUACCAUCCAUUUCGGAUAGUCUGGAUUUGUAUAAUCAAAUAUUCAGAAAUAAAUCUUCAAUAACUAUAACUAAGAAAAACUACAAAUAUAUAAUUCUUAAGUAAAAAUUUACUUAUUUUGUUUAAAUAUGUCACACAUUGAAGCCUCUUGGCAAAAUUUCACGUGGAAGACUAGAGAGAAAUGGACUAAGACGGGAAUAGAAAGCAUGAUAUUGUUUUAACACUGUUGAAGUUGUAAAAAUGUUUAUGGCCAUAAAAAGAAGAAUUUAUAAAAUAUAUUUACAAAAUAUGCAAUAUAUGAAAUAGUAAUUUAUUUGUUUAGGAAAAGGUCUAACUAAAAUAUUGUUUAUUGUUUCAUGAUACUAUUGUAUGGAUGGAGAUUAUUUACUAACACGUUAUUGUGUUAUGUUUUAUGUUUUACAGAAGAAGAUAUUGAUGAAUUCAAUAUACACGUAUCGAGGUACAGACCGGAAGAAUUGACUAAGCUCACGAAAACCACCAAGUUCAAUAAAAAAGAAAUCCAAUUAAUUUAUAGAGGCUUCAAACAAGUAAGUGAUGACAGUAACUUCUUCUUUGGGGUCACAAAUGCAUAUAAAAUCGUCUUUUAAAACUAUCCCAUCACAUAUCCAGAUUCCAGAUUUUAAGUCAUCAAUCAGCUAUCUAUAAUUAAAAUUCCCAAAAGUUUUACCAAAAACACAAUUUUAUUCAUAUGGAUUUUAAUAAAUACAAACAAUUAUUUAUAUGUUUCCAUUCUUUUUCUUUAUUAUCAUAAUAAAUAUGAAUAUUAAUGACGGACUAAAACAUAAAUCCCAAUGAAUUCAUCACGUACUUUCCUUGAGUAUUAUAUAAUAUACCUAAAGAAUGUUAUCUAUAAUAUCUGUAAUUUUUUGUUGUCCAAACGUUAAAGUAUAGUCAGACUAACAAAAUAUAUAUAUACCUAUUAUAAGUUAAUCGACUUUUCAUUAUUAUUAAUAAUUAAAAAAUAUUAUUAUCCACAUAAACAUUUUCAAAAGUAAUAUUAUACAAAAUUGGAAAUUUGUCUUGCUUCAAGUACGAUAUAAUAUUGUACCAGGUGAUAAUGAAAAUCUGUAGUCUGUAUUCUUUAUAUACCUUUUAUAAUUAAUCAACAUAUCUUAAAUCGCCGUUGUAUUGCCUUUAAGAUUAGAAAAAUGCAAAUAAAUAAUAAUAUGUAACUUACGCUUCCUAAAAAUAACAUUACAGAAUUUGAAAAUUUCAGAUUUAGACUGAGACAAGGCGAUACUUUAUCUUCCACCAUGUUUUAAUACAUUUUUGAAAUAGUUAUAAGAGGUACACAGGGAAAUUUUUAAAUAAAAUUUUUUUAGAAUAUAACCCUAUAUUAGUGUAUGCAGGUUACAUUUUGAUAUAUGAAGUAGGAGAAUGGGAAAAAGUUGCGUGGAAAGUAGACAAUAGGCCUCCAAAUAAAUACGAAUAAAACCAAAUAAUAUAUAUACAGAGAAAACAUUGAAAAAUAUUAAUACAUAUUACUAUUGGCAUUGAUAUUGUUUUAAUAUGAUAACUGGAUAAAACAAGUAUAAUAUAAAUGUAUAAUUAUAAUAUAAUGAAUUAAAAUUGCAUUAUAAUAAAAAAUAAUUGUAUUAUACUUAAAUUAUACUUUAGUAUAUUGUAUAUCAUAAUACUAUUCAUACUAUAAUUUUUCCCCUUAAGUUGGCAAUGUUGUGAUUAUCAUAAUCACUGACAAGCUUAAAAAUAAGAUUGUAAUGGGAUGGCAAACAGCUUACAAAUGAUUUUUCACCAUUUGUUGAUUGAGUCUGUUUAUAUAUUUAUUAUUUACUAAAAUUAAUUGGUAAUGGAUAUAAAAUAGUAAAAUUUAAAAAAAUAAAUAUCACACCGAAAAUGAUCAUGUUGAAAUUAAACUUAGAACAAGAUAUAGCAAAGUUAGAAUAUCAUACAUUAAGUAAGAUGUUCACCUCGAAAAUUCUUUCAAGAGACACCAAAAGAAAAUGUGCUUACUUAUUGUACUUACUUACUUCUUACUGUCAUGAAUAAAAUAUAAGACAUGGCCUAUAACACAAGGUGAUAAAAGUAACUUAGUGAUAAAAAUAUGUUGGCUUAAUCUAGACCCUGAACUGAUAUCAUACGAGAGAGAGAAUUGGGAAAGACUGUAUUUUAAAACCAGAAAGAUUGGAAUGUGCUAAGCGAAAUAUUGCGUGUGAUAACAAAGCGAGUUAUAAUCUAUAUCAAAUUAAAUAAAAAUAGCGAGAAGACUGUAGCAACAUUGAAUGGACUGUGUAUCAAAAUAUUGAAAAUAUAUAAGAGAAGGAGCAAUAAUUGAGAAUACAGAAGAUCGGGAAUAAUAAAGAUCUUCAAUAGAAGCUUCAAAAGGGCCAAAAAGGUUAAGUUACAAAACUAACUAGUCUAGAUAUCAAUUUUCUAGGCAAAUAUAUGUAUACAUGAAUCUGCCAAAAAACCGCUUCUCUCAACUGUGAAAUAAAUUUUUUAGAUCACUAUAAUUAAUAUGAUUUUAUGAUUUAUUUUACAAUUUUAUUAUUUUCUUGUAUCCGAAAAAUAAAACGAGACGAUUUGAAUUUUAUUUUAGAUUUAAGAUUUGAUCAUGCCUAUAUAAUAUAUUCGUGUUUACACAAUUAAUAUAGAUAAUGUGUUGUAUUUUAGGAGUGUCCUACUGGCAUGGUGGACGAAGAUUCGUUCAAACAUAUAUUUUCACAAUUUUUUCCUCAAGGUGGUAAGUUAUUCAAAUUAAACUAAUAAGUUAUUAGUAAUAACUAUAAUGUGCAAAUUUUCGAUAAAUAUAUUUAAAUUUUAGCCAUUCAAAAUACAUAUUAGUCCAUAUAGAAAAACGAUAUUAGUUACUAUAAAAUAAAAUAACGUAUCAAUUUAUGAUUUUUGCAGAAUAGAGAAAAAAUCCACGAGUACAGUACACAACUUAUAUUAUUAUUUAAUUUCAAAUUAAAAUUAUUAAUGAUUAUAAUGAUAAUUUUAUAUUUAUUUAAUUAAUACAGAAUAUGUGAUAUUCAAUAAAAAAACAAGUUUUGUUUUUUUUUUUAUUAUUAUUUUUAAAUAUAGAUUUAGUUGAAUUGUUAUGCAUUAUCUUUUAUUAUUUAUGAACUGGUUUCCCUAGUAUAUUAUCUAUGUUUUAAAUCAAUUAAUGUGUUUAUUAAACUGUACAAUUUAUUUUAGAUGCCUCUCAAUACGCCCAAUAUGUGUUCAAUACAAUCAAGAGAAAUCAAACGGGAAAAAUUAGUUUCGAGGUAAUUUUUAUUUACGAUUUUUUUUUUAUCUUGUUCUUUAUAAUGACACUCAAAUAAAAUAAAAUUACAUUUUAAAAACCUAGAGGAUAAUAAGUCAUUAAAAUAAUGAAAACGUAAUUCACCAAAGUUCUCCGAAAACUUUGGUAGGUAAAAAUAUAGGUUACCAUUGGUAGUUACUUUAAAGUUAAAGCAGCCAUAAUAGAUAAAUAACGUGAAUAUAAUAUGAUGAUAAUAUAUCGAAAACAAAAAAUAGUACAAUUGAAAAAAUAUUUAAUUUUAAACAUUUUCAUGUUGUCGUCUAAUUAACAAUUUAGUAGAUUAAUGAAUGAAACAAUUUCGAUAUCAAUUAUUAAUCUUGCAGCAAAAUAUUAUGUUGAAUUGUAAAUACAAAAUAUAUAAUAAAUAUUAUAACCAUAAAAUGAAUUAAUACAAUCAGUCUCAAUUAAAAUCAAUACAAAUACGAUUUUACAAGAAUGUAAAAUUAAAAAAAAACUGUUUAAUGGUUCUUUUUAAAUAAUAUAAGUCGACGUCUUGGGAUGUAGCAGAUCUUUUCGUUUAUUUUUUAAUUAUUUAUUCAGAAAUAUGUUUAAUUUAAGUGUUUGAACUAAAAUGUUCGCUCUCUUCUGUUGUACUUUUUUUCAAUUUCUAUACCUAUUAUAAGAUGACAUUUUCAUUAAAUCAGCAAACCGACGUCGUAUUUUUUUUUUUUUUUUUUUUUUUAAAUCUAGUUUAGUUUUAUAUUUGUAUACAAUAUUGUUGAGUGAAAAGUCAAAAGAAAACUUUUUAAUUUAUUUCGAAAACAGGAACGUGCAAAAAACUAUCUACCUAUCCUAAGUAUUUUUAUCAAUGAUUUUCAACAAGUCUGAAAAAAAAAUCCAUUUACCGACUCGUAUCAUAUUAUUUUGUUAUGUGAACAACUGGCAUUUUGUAAACCCAUUGCAGGAAACCUACCAUUAAGUUAAGAAAGUACUUUUUUUUUAUACAAUGAUUUGUUUAAGUUUUUUAGAAAAGUCAACAAUAAACAUAUCACUACUAUAUUAUGUUAUAGUAAUAUUUUAAUAUUAAAUUAAACUUGUUAGAAAUUAACUCUAAAUUAUAUUUUUAAUUAAUAACGUAAACGAUGAAAAUAUUAAAAUAAAUCGACCGGCUGCGAACUAGGUAAACUGUCUAUAAAACACUCUUGUACCUAUAAAUAAAAUAUUGAUUUUUUUUUUUUUUAAAUUUUACUUAGAAUUUUUCAAUUUGCGAAAACAGAGAAAUGUAUACAAAUAUUUUAAUAAUUUCUUGUAUUUCAGUGUCAAUUAUUAAAAUAAACAGUAUUACCAAUAAAUAAUUCCGAGAAUUCAGAAUGUACCUAUUUUCAUGAUACAAUAUUUUUAUUUUUCAAUAUAUAGGUAUAAAAAGAUCGUCUGGAUAAUUUAUAUUCUUCCAGGGGCUUUAAAUUCCACCGGAAUCAUAUACAGUAUUAUAGACCUAUAUAUCUUUUUUUUUAAUACUGCUGAUAUAAAAAUAUAAUUGUACAAAAUAUAUAUAUAUAUAUGUAUAUUUCAGUUAAAAAGAAUCGAUCGCAUUUACUUAUAGAUUUAUAUGUUUAAUAAAAUUAUAAUAAUAUUUUUUCUGAAAUAAAAUAUUAUUAAGAUUUUCAAAUAUUAUACACUCGAUUUAAUUUAAACGUCUGUAACGUGAUUGAGUGAAUACAUUUUAAAAUGAUUUUAUAAUAAAUCAUUUUUUAGUUAAGAGAAUUUUUACAACUUUUCAUUAAAUUUUUAUUUUAAAAAUAUUGUCUAAUCCCUAUAAUGAUGAUAUGAUAUAAAAUUGACUAUAAUAUACUAUAUAUAAAACCAAAAUAUCUAUGUAGUUCUCAGAUUUAAAAUCUAAAAAACGUAUUUAAGUCAAAAUGCGUUUUUGGUUAAACAUUGAGUUCGUUUGUAGAUCGAAAUUAUUGUAGAACAACUAAAGUUCAGAUAACAUUUUUUUAUUAUUAUUAUUCUACUGCAUAAAUCUGAUGUUUACUGGAUAAUCUAUCUAUUUAAAUAAAUAGUAACGUCUAAAAAAAACUUGGAAAUCUAAUAAUAUUACCGAUAUAUGAAUAGGUAUUUACGAUUUUUUUAAAUUACAGGAUUUUCUGGCUAUACUAUCGAAAGUGUCUCGGGGUAGUGUUCAAGAGAAACUCCAUUGGAUUUUCGGUUUAUACGAUCUCAAUAAAGACGGAGUUAUAACGAAGAAAGAAAUGCAAGAUGUAGUACAUUCCAUUUAUUGCAUGCUGGGGAGACAUACCGAUCCGCAAGUAGAUGAUCAAUCUGCAAAAGACCACGUCGACCGAAUUUUUCAUGUAAGUUUAUAAUUGGUCGUUGCAUAACGUACAAUAUUUGCCAUCAUAUACCACGUUAUUAAAAAAUAGCAAAUACUACUGAUAGGUGUUUCACAAUUGUAGGUAGAAAAUUGGAAAGGUAGGACACAUUAAGUUAUUUAAUUAACAAUUAUAAAAUAAUAAAGUAAUCACAAAACUAUUAAAAUGAUUAAUACUCGUAAAUAAAUAUAUAAAUAAAAAUAAAUAAAUGAAUGAAUGCGUCGCCUGUAGUAUUAUAAGUGUAUUAAGUGUAUACAACCGGUUGCGAAUUAAAAAUUCAUCAUCAGGUAUAUCACGGUCAAAAUGUAAAAUACUGAGUCGCCUAACCUCACCUUUGAAACCGGUCGUAUAGUACACUUAUCCUAGUACUCCAGACAACGCAUUUAUUCAUUUAAUUAUUUUUUAUUUGUAUAUUACAUUUUUUAUUUAUAUAUUUAUUUACUAUAUUUAAUUUACAUUUGUACGCCGCAACAAUAAAUUAUUGCUAACGAAAUAAAAUUUAAGUGAAGUUCGGCUUAUCGAUUAUAUAUUAAAGUUCACGAUCAAAAUUUGAAAUUAAAAUGUUUUUAAAAAAAUUACAUCAUCAGGCUCGAUUUUGUUUUAUUUAUCACCAAAUAAUCUUCAUGAUAAACCUUGUGUUAAAUAUUCAAUCAUUUGUAUUUGUCUAAAACAAUCAUAUCCAAAUAAAACCAAAUACAAAUCUAAAAAAAAUACUCGAUAUAAAAAACUUACAAAUACCAAAAAAAAAAUUUUUUAUCAAUUUUACGACGUAUAAAAAAUAGACUUAUAAUAUAUUCUUUAAAAAUUACACAUCUUUAAUACAAUUAUUUUUAACUGGAUUAUAACAAAACAAGAAAUCAGAAAUAAUACUUGUAAUAUAACUUAAACAUUGUAAAUUUCCUUAUGUUUUUCCAAUUAUUUAACAAACUGUUAUAGAGAAUAAAUCGAGUAAAUAUAUUUUUUUUUUUUCUAUAAAGAUGCUAGACAUUAAAAUCAAAGCAAUACUUCUUGUAGAAAAAUUCUUAACAGACAAAAAAAAAACUACAUAGUAAAACACAAAUAUUCCUUACUGCGCUCAGAGUCUAAAAUAUGGUGUACUUGUAAAAUAAAACCUGAAUAUUAUUUUGUAAAUUGUGUGCAUACAAAUUAUAUAUUUGGAUAUCGCCAUCAAGUUGUGAUUUACAAUUUCCUGAAAAAUACGAUAUAUUUCAGAUUCUGAGUGUAAUGAAAUAAAACAAUUGGUUUUACUAAAACGUGUUAAUUUUUCUCAGUAAAAAAAAAAAUUGAUUAAGAAACUUUUUGAUUAGUUCAAAUUGUUCAAAUUAUAGACACCUUAAAAAAUACGAAAUGUUUACCCGGUUUUUUCCUUAUUUGAACAAUUUUCCGAGAUUUUCAACAGUUUUUUAUGAACAAUUAAAGAUCUGACAAAGAAUAACGACACAACGGUAUUACUUUUGUUUGUUUCUGGAUUGUCUUGCCUAAAAAGGAAAAAAAAACAUGAUUAAUGCUACUUGCGUGGUUUUUUGAUUGCAAUAGUUUAUUGUUGUUUUUACAAUGCAGACGACAAACGUCUUAUACUUUACUUUCUUUAAUCGUAUACCUUCAAAACUCCCAUCUACAACACUGACCUACUCAUAUGGUCCGGAUUAUGCCAUCCGUUUGAAUGUUUAAAACUUUUUUGUUUUUGUUUUUUUUUUCCUUAAUUCAAUUCCGGUUUGACGUACUGUUUGAAUAAAAUAGUUCGGUACGCACGUUUCGACCGUAUAUAAAUUAAGUUGUUUGUAAAAAUUACUAUUUUUUUUUUUUGUUUAUAAAGGAAUUUUAUUCUGUUUUUCCAUGUAACAUGUCAGCUGAUCGAUAAGAACAACGACGGUAAUGUAACCCUGGACGAGUUAAUUGAAUGGUGCAGUCGUGACGAGGGGAUACUCCAGUCGCUGGACACGCUGGACACGGUUUUGUGA
Cinara cedri is the source of this 12991-nucleotide messenger RNA. Lineage: Eukaryota; Metazoa; Arthropoda; Insecta; Hemiptera; Aphididae. The record is from the annotation of a GenBank genome assembly.